Molecule: messenger RNA, 2451 nt
Organism: Diatraea saccharalis (sugarcane borer)
Lineage: Eukaryota; Metazoa; Arthropoda; Insecta; Lepidoptera; Crambidae
Source: the annotation of a GenBank genome assembly
AUGAACGUGAUUACAUUAAUUUUUACAUUAUUCGUCAAUCAACUCGUGCAAGCGAUUGUACCGAUUAAUUCUAGUACCGUAACAGAGUUACCGAGGAAUGCAACAGAGGUUGUUUUUGCAUCGCAAAUCCAACAAAUCUGGACGACAUUGGAAGUGACGCCUGAGGCUUCAGACGGAAACGAUCUAAAUGACAUUGGCAGUGCCUCGUCGAGCAACAUAAAGUGGGAGCGGAAUAUCCAAGAGAAAUCUGAGCGUAAAAAAUAUGGCAAAGAUGACGAGGCAUACAAUGAAUUACUUUCCUCUGACAGGAAUAAUCAAGUGAAUAAAAAAACAUAUUAUUCUAAACAUCUGGACGUUAACGAAGUAAUUAAAAGACCACAGUCUUUGGUGUGGGAUCCUUGUAUAGAAACCAAAUUCAAAGAUAACCCAGCAAACAUAGUAAAAUUGUCUAGUGACAUGGAAAAUGCAAGUAUUGACUCGCACAACGAUAAUGGUGAUAAUCAAAAUAGUACAAUUUGGAACAAACGAGAUGCAAAUUCAUCAAAUUACACAAACGCCAUGAAAGAUUGGCUAGAAAAGUACAACAAUCUUUUGAAAAGUAAGACAGAAGAGCGUCGCCAACAAAGACCAGAAUCAAUUUUAAUUAGAAAGAUAAGUGAAGCUACGACAACUGAAAUUCCUAUUCUAAGAACGACGGUCCAAGUAAUACCAAUAACGAGGGAAAUAUUUAAAGAAACAGCCGAGAAUUUUAACAUAACUCUGAAAACUGCAGUAACGGAAAUUAGUAUAAAAGCGAGUUAUACUGAAGAUUGGUUCGAGACGGAGGACAGAGGUAAAAUAAGAUUUAGCGGCCUUCCUCAGAAGGAAACCUAUUUGAUUCCAACGCUUAAGCUCGAAGAAGGCUUCCAUCCGUUCACAUUUAUGUCGGAAUUUUUUACGGUGAUCUACCCGUUUGAAUUUCCCGUAGGUCUUGUCAAGGAUAUUGUAUGGGGAAAAUUUUCUUUCCCGUACUCUUUUCUUCAGUCGAUCAAAGUUGAAUCAACAUUUUUAGCGUUUAUAAUAGCGUUUACUUGCAUCGCUUUAGUCAUACCAGCAUACCUCUUCAUUCUGGCUGUAUUAUCGCUGUUCUCUAAAUCGAGAUGCGAUGACGAAACGGAAACAGGAGCUUUAUUUCCCGUUGCUGAAGAGUCAGAUUGCAAUGACAGAGUGCUGGUAUUCGUGACACUUUUUGCGAUUUUUUUAUGCUGCAUUCUAAUAUCAGGAAUGGCUGUAAGCAACGAACAAGCUCAUUCAGCAGUUAUGGAGAGCCGUAACGUAAUACACUGCGCAUGCGCCGACGUAGCAUCCUGGCUGGUGGCGGCAGCGAGGGAACUGCAUCACAGUCUCAUACCACCCGUCGAUCUCGUCCAACACGCGUACAGAGAAGAUCUCAAAAAAAGCGAAGAUCUGUCAAAAAAGAUAUCUUCUUUACGUAAUGUAAGUAUGAAGGCGGGACUAUUGGCUGCUGCUGCUUCAGACAGGGUUAAAGACCUGGCAAAUCAACUCGAUAAUAUGAAAAAAUAUUGUACAGUGAAAGACACUCCACUUUGUGACACUGUUAAUGCAAACGCCUUGGAACUACAGAUAAAGUUUGAAUGGAUACUGCACGAGACCCAAUUAUUGGAACUUCGAACUCUUGGUGUUGAAAACUUAACACGAGCAAUAGCAACUGCUAGGAAAGAGUUCAGGAUAUUACCUUCCGCUAUUACUACUCAAACAAUACAAGCAAGAAAAGACAUCCUUAAUGACAUCGAAACACGACGACAAGCCGUGCACGGCUCGGCAAAAGUUCUGAAUGAUAUAGUGCGUCACCUCACGACGGGGCUCCACUCGGUCGCGAGGCAAUUAGAGGCGAGCCUGGAUAGAGUGCAGAGAUACGACUACUGGCGUUGGACUCUUAUGUUGGGACACGCUGAGGUGUACGUGUGCCACGCCCUAUGGGACAAACCGCAGUAUGAAACUUUGUCAGCCCUCUUAGACAAACCGUCGCCGGUGCUAAAUAAUGAUGAAGGAAUAUUUGACGCUCUAUUUAGGGAACUCGAUAAUGUCACGAUUGAUGUUUCAAUCAAAGACGUUUUAAGAAUGAACUACAACGGGCCUAUAAUGGGGAGAGAUUUACCGUCACUAGUGGACCAAUUACAGAAUAUAGCUGCACAGAUAUCAGACCUUACAACAGCUGGGCGAUUGGAGACUUUAGCAACCCGUACAAAAAGGCUCUAUUUGACAAACAUUAAGCCUCUGGAGCAAGCCAAAGCCGACAUCGUGUAUCGCCUAACAGAAUUGGAACUUCAAUUGUUGCCUUUCAGAAGAAAACUAAAUAUAUCUCUCAGUCAUAUACACACCGCUCAGUACUAUAUAGAUAACCAGGGUGACGUCAUAGCACAGAAGACCACCGCCAGCACCGCGGAGUGA